Toxotes jaculatrix (banded archerfish) is the source of this 3555-nucleotide messenger RNA. It is a transcript of the gene elmo3, whose product is annotated as engulfment and cell motility 3. The coding region runs from base 283 to 2430 and encodes 715 amino acids. The record is from RefSeq and is a predicted model, not a curated record. Gene Ontology annotation, biological process: actin filament organization; cell motility. NCBI's taxonomy places the organism in Eukaryota, Metazoa, Chordata, Actinopteri, Toxotidae. The transcript is spliced from 21 exons.
GCCCUCGACUAAACGACUCCAACCAACCCGGAACUUUUCAUCUAACUAAUCAUUCCUGAAAACUUGCUGCGAGGAGUUUCCUUCUGCUUUUCCGACGAGUUCAGAUGUAUCUCUAAGUAAAAAGUGACUUCUGGGAACUGAGGGUUUGUUCCUUGUGAAGGAAACAAAAAAAAGACCGUUGCAAAUGUUCCUCGCUCCGACUGCGGCGGCUCCUGCAGGACAGUAGACCUCGACUUGUCUUUUCAAACCAGCUAGAGAGUGGUGGAGUCAAGAGGUGCCAAAAUGCCACAGCAGAAGGACAUAGUGAAGAUAGCCAUCCAGAUGCCUGGGGCCUACCCCCAGCUCAUACAGCUGGACCAGAAAAAGCCUCUGUCCGCUGUAAUAAAGGAGGUGUGUGAUGGCUGGAAUCUCCCAGGUCCUGAGAACUACGCUCUGCAGUAUGCUGAUGGAGUACAGACAUACAUCACUGAAUCUAAUCGCCUGGACAUUAAGAACGGUUGCAUUAUGCGUCUGACCAAGGCACCGGGUCGCUGUGCAGAGGACUUGUUCAAAGGCAUCCAGAGCUCGGACUCAGGCGUGCGCUGCGAUUCGCUGAAGGAACUGGCAGGCGUUUCCACAGACGUCACGUUUGCUCAGGAGUUCAUCAGCCGGGACGGACACCUCUUAUUGGUCAAGAUAGUAGAGGAUUCUAAUGAGAGUAAUGUGAUCAUGACCCACACACUGACAGGCUUCAUGGAACUGAUGGAUCAUGGGAUAGUUUCUUGGGAGAACCUCUCGUCUGUCUUCAUCAAGAAGAUUGCCGGCUUUGUCAACGCCAAGCCGACUGAUGCAUCAAUACAGCAGGUGUCCUUGGACAUUCUGGAGAGCAUGGUGCUGAGCAGUUACAGUCUCUUCCUGCAGGUCAAACAGGAAGUCACCAUGGAGAGGCUAAUCGCUCACCUCCAGGUGACAAAUCAGCAGAUACAGACCAAAGCCAUGGCCCUACUUAUGGCCCUACUACAGACAGCCGGAGACUCAGACAGACAGGAUAUGUUUGCAUUUCUGAAUAAGAAGAAUCUCCGUCAGUACAUUUAUAAGAACAUCAUCCAUAGUUCUGGUUCAGUCCAGGAUGAGAUGGCCCACUACCUCUAUGUCCUACAGUCAGUUACUUUGAAUCACCUGGAACCUCGCAUGAGGACGCCGCUGGACUGUUACAGCCAGGAGCAGAGAGACAUCCUCCACAGUUUGCGACAGGCAGCCUUUGAGACAGAAAGCGAGAACAGUCUGAGCCACGAGAGGCGACGCUCGCUCUGUGCUAAAGAGUUCAAGAAACUGGGCUUCUCUAACAACAGUAACCCUGGUCAGGAUCUGGUACGGACGCCUCCCGGCCUUUUAGCUUUGGACACCAUGUUUUAUUUUGCCUCACGCUAUCCUGAUGCCUACAGCAGGUUUGUUCUGGAGAACAGCAGUAGGGAGGACAAACAUGAAUGUCCAUUUGCCAGGAGCAGCAUACAGCUCACACUCAUCCUGUGUGAAAUUCUUCGUAUUGGAGAGCCACCCUCAGAGACGGGAUCUGACUACCACCCCAUCUUCUUCAGUCAGGAUCGACUCUUGGAGGAGCUUUUCUGUGUCUGCAUUCAGCUGCUCAACAAGACCUGGAAAGAGAUGCGAGCCACGCAGGAGGACUUUGACAAGGUGAUGCAGGUGGUGAGGGAGCAGAUCACCAGGACGUUGUCCAGUAAGCCGACCUCGCUGGAGCUCUUCAAGAACAAAGUCAACGCUCUCAACUACAGCGAGAUCCUCAAACUGCGGCAGACAGAACGGCUGCACCAGGAAGAGACUCUCGCUCCACCUGUACUUGAGCUCAAAGAGCGCCUGAAGCCAGAGCUGCUCGAGUUGAUCCGCCAGCAGAGGCUCAACAGGCUGUGUCAGGGAACGAUGUUCAGAAAGAUCAGCAGCCGACGCAGGCAGGAUAAACUGUGGUACUGCCGCUUGUCACCCAAUCACAAAAUGCUUCACUACGGCGAUGUGGAGGAAGACAUGGAAAAUCCACCAAUAGAAACACUGCAAGAGAAGAUUCCAGUUGCAGAUAUCAAAGGCCUGCUGACAGGAAAAGACUGUCCUCACAUGAAAGAGAACAAAGGCAAACAGAACAAGGAGGUCCUGGACCUGGCGUUUAGCAUUACGUAUGAUGUAGAAGAGUACAGUUUGAACUUUAUCGCACCCUCCAGAACUGAUUUCUGCCUGUGGACAGAUGGACUGAACGUUCUCCUGGGCCGGGAGAUGAGCAGUGAAUCCAUGCGCAGCGAGCUGGAGAUCCUCCUCUCUAUGGAGAUCAAGCUCCGGCUCCUGGACCUCGAGAACGUCUCCAUCCCUGACAGCGCGCCCCUCGUCCCCAAACCGCCGAGCAACUUCAACUUCUGCUACGACUUCAGCCAGACUGAGCAGUAGAGUGUGUGCACAGGCUGCAGUGCAACUAGGAUGUGUGAGUGUGUAAAUAUAUAUGUGUGUGUGUGUGUGUGUGUGUGUGUGUGUGUGUGUGUGAGAAAGAGGAGGCGUGUACGUGAGAUCUGACCUGUGCGUCCAUGCACUUAAUAACACAGAUUCAUAAUCCUGACAUUAGACUUUUCUUCAGUGGCCCGAUUCUUUACAUCCAAGUGAGACAAUGAAAACAUGGAACGAGCCGCUGAUGUUCAGCUGUUCUUCUUCUCUGCUCCUCAGCUGUCUGGAAACUUCAGAAAUUUCCAAAAACAACAGCAACUUGGAUAAAUGAGAUUCUUGAUGUUAUAUAAUACCACCACUCAAGUAAUGGUACUUUAAUUUUGUGUUGUAAUCAGUUUUAUAUUUCUAAAUAUAUCUAAAACUAUGUAGGAUACAUGGAAUAUUCCUGUGUGCGAGGCUGCUUAUUACUGGUUGAGGCUACAGGUGCUCUGAUCCGGUUGCGCUCAUUUGUUUGUUUGUUUUUUGUAAAUGGGCAUUAACUAGAACACAGUGCUUUCUCAACAUGUGGUACAGGUUAGACUUAUUUCCAAAGUGUGACAUAGAAAUACAGCAUAUUUCUGAUGUUGGACAAAUAUUUUGCUUAUACGUACCUAUAGGUACUCGCCUUUGUACGGAUCCCAGUGGCUCAGUAAUGAUUACUGUGGAGCAGAGAUACUCUGAAAGCUCUGUGUGACUUAUUGUUUUGCAGUAAUGCAGAUUAGGUACCAAGCUGACUUUUUAUUUCUUCUUGUUAUUAAGCGUAACAAUAGGUAAUUGUUGCUACAAUCAACUUUUUGACAACUACAAGAAAAAAAACUAGCAACAACCAACAAUCAUUCCUGUGAAUCUGUACGACACAGUGAGCAAUCGAUGAUCGCUGGCUCUGCCUGAACUGUCUCGCCUCAAACCCUGAAUUAACUCUAAAAACGGACUGUUGAGUGUUUGCUGCUUUUUCUUUUUUGGCAUUUGGUUAUUUCAUUUCAGCAGAGUCACGACUUCCCUCUGCAGUGCAUUCCUGACACACCACCCUCUGUGAUGAUAAUCAUGCACCUUGGGCGACUUCACAUGAAUAAACAGUUUGAUUUAUACUGAGAA